Messenger RNA from Penicillium subrubescens, 1092 nucleotides. RefSeq lists its product as uncharacterized. Lineage: Eukaryota; Fungi; Ascomycota; Eurotiomycetes; Eurotiales; Aspergillaceae. Bases 1 to 1092 code for a protein of 363 amino acids. The record is from RefSeq and is a predicted model, not a curated record. The transcript is spliced from 3 exons.
AUGGAGCCCCUCACUUGUUACGACAAUGUCGCAUGGGAACAAUCCGAAUAUGUCUCCGACAAUUGGUUACUUCAAUUCCUCGACAUCGAAGUCAAGAGACCGAUCGCGCUAUUCAUGCUAAUGCAUGACUCUGGCCGAGAUUCGGAAUUUACAACUCUGAAAAAGGGAUCUUUCAACAUCGUCUUACGAAUGGAAUUCACACAUAGUGCAACCAACAUCCGUUUCCCACAGCCUGGCACCGCUAUGUUUCCCGAAGAGAAAGUUGAGAACGAAGUCGCUGUGAAGCGAUUCAUCUCAGAUCAAACCUCGAUCCCUGUUCCGUUCAUUCUGCACUCGGGUACAAGGGAAGAGAGUCCUCUGAAACUAGGUCCUUUUAUCAUGAUGAGCCAUAUUGAAUAUACGACCAGCAUGUAUGAUGCUCUCAACACACCGGGCUGUCCUAAAGAGGAGUGGGGAGUCCUUGACCCAAACACUGAUGAAGAUCGUUUUAGAUUGAUAUACACUCAACUAGCAAAGACCCUGCUUCAGCUGUCUAAGACAGCAUUUCCUGAAAUCGGGUCCCUCACUCAGGUAGAUGAUUUUUCCUGGGAAGUGAAUCGACGGCCAUUAUCGAUGAAUAUGAAUGAGGUUCAUCUAGCCUAUCAAAGGAAUGAUUCGGCAGAGUCUGCAGAUGACUGUCGCCGCAAGUUUAUAGCAAAACAGUUAUUUUACAAACUUGCCAGAGACAAGAAACUAUUCUCGCCCUACGAUGAGAAUGCGCCCUUCAAACUCUGGCGUGACGAUUUCCGACCAGCCAAUGUCCUUCUAAAUGAUGAUAUGCAUAUUGCCUGCGUGAUCGAUCAGCGGUUUUUCGGGCCUACGGAGGCCGAUGAUCCUAACGAGAUGUGGAGAGAGCGUUUGGGCUUGCUGGAUGACACUCAAAGGUGUGAGAUUGAGCGUCUGGUAGAGAGGAAACUUGAGGAAAUGGGAGAUAGAGUCUUGGAGUGGGACCCGGACGAGUAUACUGAAGAGUUCCGCCAUGAAUUGAUGAGAAGGGCAGAAGAAAAAGCAAAGGAGGACCUGCCUCGAGAGACAGAGAAUGAUACCAAAUAG